GAACCCUAACCCGCUAAUACGAAGAUAGGCGAAUAGAGAGAGGCAAGGGCAAAACGACGGAAGUUGAUGGUGACGGCGGCUAGUCGGCGAGGCAGUGGCAGCUAAUCGACAAGGUUGAGGCUGCGACGAGAGGCGAUGGCGGCUAAUCGGCGAGGCAGCAGUUGUGAUGCGAGGCAAUGGCGAGGUUCUUCAAUCUUCAUUCUCACCUAAUCUCUACUAGUUGAUGCUUCAAUUUCUCUUUCUCAUGUGUACACAUAUAUGAUUUCUUGGGUUUGAUGAUCCCAAGUUGAAGCUUGAACCCAUGGAGGCUACUUCUCUCACUGUCAAAUUCCCAGUCAAUCUCAACUCCACCACCCAUGAUGAUCAAGAUGUUCCUACGUUGUCCUAUGAUUAAAAACGAAGGGUCAUCAAUGAGAUGGACUUCUUCGCUGACGAUAAACAACACCACUCCAAAGCGGCAGCCUCCAUCGACGAUGAAAAGGACUUACCCGAACCUGCCCAAUUGAAUUUCAAUGUCAAGCUGCAAGUUUUGAAGGAACAAAUAUUGAUCCAAUGGCAUGGGAGGACAAAAAACCCCUGGGAAUCACGUUUUCCUGCUUAGGCACUCUUCUCUGUUGAAUGUAUUUGAAGAGAUCGAUGCUUAAAAGACAAUCAACAUAUUGCCAUGUGCGACCAAUUCUUCAUCGUUACGAUGGCCCUAAGUUUCACCUUGAACUCAACAUUUAAGAGAGAAAGAGAAAGAGAAAGAGAGAUGGAAUUGAAGAGUUCAACAAUUGUCAAGCUCUUGAUUGUACUACAAUGCCUAUCAGUUGUGUGCUUUGCUCAAGACUUUGAUUUCUUCUACUUUGUUCAACAGUGGCCAGGAUCAUACUGUGACAGGAAGCAAAGUUGUUGCUAUCCGACAACAGGGAAGCCAGCAGCAGAUUUCGGAAUUCAUGGACUUUGGCCCAAUUACAAUGACGGCUCUUACCCUUCCAAUUGCGAUCCUAAUAGCCCUUAUGAUCAAUCCGCGAUAUCGGAUUUGAUCAGCAGAAUGCAAGACAGUUGGCCGACGUUGGCGUGCCCAAGUGGCGAUGGGUCAACCUUUUGGUCACAUGAAUGGGACAAACAUGGAACAUGUUCCGAGUCCGUUCUUGACCAACACUCCUACUUCAAAUCGGCACUCAACCUCAAAUCCAAUAUAGACCUUCUCCAAAUUCUUCAGUCUGCAGGAAUCAACCCAGAUGGAGGAUCAUACAGCUUAAGCAGCAUUAAAGGAGCCAUAAAAAAUGCAAUUGGGUACACUCCUUUUAUAGAAUGCAAUGUUGAUUCAUCUGGGAAUAGCCAGCUGUACCAGGUUUACAUUUGUGUUGACACUUCUGGAUCAAACUUCAUAGAAUGUCCUGUGCUACCUAGAGGCAAAUGUGCUUCCAAUCUUGAGUUUCCUUCCUUCUAGGCUUUGGUUCUAUGCUCUGCUGUUUUUUUUUUUCCUUUUUUCUUCUUUGAAUCCAAUCAUUGGAUUGUAAUCUUUGUCAAUGUAACUAGUUGGAAUUUACUUGUGCAAUAAAAUUUGUCUACAUGGUGUUUCUUCUUUAGUUA
Molecule: messenger RNA, 1578 nt
Organism: Camellia sinensis
Lineage: Eukaryota; Viridiplantae; Streptophyta; Magnoliopsida; Ericales; Theaceae
Product: extracellular ribonuclease LE
Biological process (GO): RNA catabolic process
Cellular component (GO): extracellular region
Molecular function (GO): ribonuclease T2 activity; RNA binding
Source: RefSeq, a predicted model, not a curated record